Messenger RNA from Salvelinus sp. IW2-2015, 2114 nucleotides. Its product is annotated as protein prenyltransferase alpha subunit repeat-containing protein 1. The record is from RefSeq and is a predicted model, not a curated record. Gene Ontology annotation, cellular component: cytoplasm. Lineage: Eukaryota; Metazoa; Chordata; Actinopteri; Salmoniformes; Salmonidae. Gene Ontology annotation, molecular function: protein prenyltransferase activity. Gene Ontology annotation, biological process: protein prenylation.
AUGGCAGAGUCGGAGGAGGAGGAUGUCUUGGUCCAGAGAGUUGUAAAAGAUAUCAAUAACGCCUUCAAGAGAAAUCCCAAUAUUGAUGAGAUAGGUCUGAUCCUUUGUCCUGAGGCCAGGUACAACCGCAGCCCCAUCGUCUUGGUAGAGAACAAGUUGGGGGUGGAGAGCUGGUGUGUCAAAUUCCUGCUACCCUAUGUCCACAACAAACUACUGCUCUACAGGCAGCGCAAACAGUGGCUGGACAGGGAAGCUCUGGUGGACAUUACUUGCACUCUGCUGCUGCUCAACUCAGACUUUACCACCGCUUGGAAUGUCAGGAAGGAGCUGCUGCAAUGUGGCGCCCUAAAUCCAGAGAGAGACCUGUACCUGGGAAAACUGGCCCUCACCAAGUUCCCCAAGAGCCCCGAGACAUGGAUACACAGGCGCUGGGUACUACAGCAGGUGCUACGGGAGUGUUCUCCCCCCAGCUCGGAUAGGAAGGAGCAGGGUGACAGUGACCUGCGUGACUCAGCAGAGAGGACGCGGCUGAGUGAGCGGCUCCACAGGGUUCUACACGACGAGAUGAAGGUAUGCGCCGACGCCGCCAGCCGCUACCCUAGCAACUACAACGCCUGGUCGCACCGUAUCUGGGUCCUGCAGAACAUGGCCCAGGGCAACCUGAAGGUCCUCCAUGAUGAGCUGUCCUCCAUGCGUGAGUGGGUCUCCAUGCACGUGUCGGACCACAGUGGCUUUCACUACCGCCAGUUCCUGCUCAAGGCCCUGGUCAGGGAGCUCAGCCAGUCCAUGCACCACCACCAUGCCCCUUGGCCUAGCCUCGGCAGCUCCAGCCCUCGCAGUCCCAGCCCGGACCCCCAGCCAGGCCACCCCCCCCACCAGGCUAACGGAGAGGCCACAGCAGCAGCCCCCUGCCCCUCUCCCGCCACCCCAGAGGACCAGUCCUUGGUGGCGGCCGUGCCCCAGCUCUUCCACCAGGAGAUGGAGCUGUGUACUGACCUCAUCCAGUCCUUCCCCGGACACGAGACACUCUGGUGUCACAGGCGACACAUCUUCUACCUUUGGCACCACUGGAGGCGGGACCACGAUCACCACGAAGGCCAGGGCCGUGGCAGUGAGUCUCCCCAGCUGAACCACACUGACGAUGGGCUGAGCAGACAUCCUCACACAGCCUCCCCUAGACGAGUGGGUCUAGACAGGGUGGAGAGCAGGAACGGACAGGCUCAGGAGGGUCAGAAUGCCAUGGAGGUGGACGGGGUCGGGGUUCCAGACCCCCGUGACACUAAGCGUCUGAAGCGGGGUCCCCCUGACCCCUGCCCCCCCGCCCUGCCCUCAGAGCACGGUUUCGUAGCCAGCGUCCUGGACGGCUGCCGCUCCCCGGAGCAGGGAUGCUUCGCCCUUGCAUACAGGAAGUGGCUAGACUCUGUGAUUGGUCAGUGAGAGAUGGACGGACAAGGUCAUUGGUCAGUGAGAGGAGACGCUUCCUACUCCACUGGAGAUGGGUUACGGUUUAAAUUUUCCCCUCUGGCACAGAUCUAGGAUCAGCUUACUCUCACCCAACCCCUAACCUUAACCAUUAGGGCAAGAACUGCAAAAUACUGUCCCUAGAUCAGCGUCUAGUGGCUGGUAACAUUAUGCUCGUCUUGAAGGCUCUGGAAGGGGGCUGGGGGAUCUCAAAGUUAUAUGAGGCCCCUCCCGUCUUCCUGGAAAUGCCAGGAAAGUGAUUCGUCGGCAGAGCUUUGUCUGAGCCAAUCCCCCUUCAGAAUGGAAAUCUGAGUGUGGCUUUGCUCUGAGUCGUUCCACCUCAAAGCACAAGAAAGAGGACCACCAGAUUGUUCUGAAAUUGUUUCUGUAGUUAGUAAGAGMAGAUACGAUUAGCAUUCCUGUAACAUUAUUUUGUUGAAAUAUAAUUAGAUCUCUGAAAUAUUAAGCUAAUUGAUUUCAUCCAAAUUGACCAUUUUAAUUUAUAAGAUUCAGAUAGUAGUCAAUAAAUAUAGUACCCAACAUCCAAUUUGGACCAAACAUCUUCCUAACAAUGCGUCCCCAAAAAAUUGUCAAAGGCCACCCACGGACCCCCUACACCCCAUGCCAAUCCCACCCCAACAACCAGUAUACAG